CACCUGAUCACGUGUAGAGAUGAUAUCUUGUGACCUUUGGAGCACUUAUCUUCACCAAGUGUAUCCUCCCUUCGAUAAGUAUCAGCACUUAUGCAACUCUGAAUAUCGGUAGCUUUAUUUUUCUCCAUCAAGUACUGGAAUGUAGCCAGAUACCCGAGGUACUUCAGGUUGUUGUAUUUAUUCUCAGUGAACAAGCCUCAGUCAUGUGUGUAAUCGUGAUGACUACUGUCCUGAACGUGCGCGGCAAGAGAGCAGCUCCGCAUGAUUCAAUUUCAAAUCAGGAUAAGCUUGGCGAGUCCCGAUGUAGUAAGAUCUCGGGCCGGAUUCAAGAAUACGAGUGCCGAUCAUUGUAUGAGCAAGACGUUUAGCCACGUAGGGUCGCAUAUCUCAGGUACAUGAGGAUGUUGAUCCAAGCAACUUCUACUUCAAGUAGUCGAAGCUUACUCUGACUUGAUUGCAAUUCAGUCAGCAAACCCUACGGACUAGACAGCCGUCUUGGCUGUACUGAGCCUCAUUUGACUUGAUGUCGGUUAGGGACUGAAUAACGUCAUUUCCAUGCAAUGCUCACAAUCUUGGUAUGACAUGAGAUGGAGAUCACUGUUGAUAUACUUAAAAUAUGAAGUUGUUAUGGAAAAUUUUAUAUUUCGCCAGCAACAUUCACGAUGUAUUCAUAUUUACCAUUUAUAACCGCACUCCUUGUGCCUUUCAUUUCUGCUCAAUCCGAUUCUGUAGCUAGCAGCGGAACUGGGCCGGGCCCCUCACAAAAUGGCUCCUACUUCGAACAAUACAACCAACAACCCAACGCUACUGGCAGUGGCCAUUUAGUGGGCGCUAAUACAUCCGAAAUCCCACUGUUCCUAUCAUUUGUCAACUGGGAUACACAAAUUAAUGUCACCGAAGUCCCGUGGACUGGCAAUCAAACAGUAACGAACACGGUGAUAUCACUCAGCGCCUCAGACAAUGAUUUCCCCGCAAAUUUCUCAUGGGAUACUUGCGUGGUUCUCUUCACAAAUGUACCCAGGAAUGUGACGGUGAAAGGUCAAGAUGAUACCGGAGACUGCACAGCCUUGUAUUCCGACGAUUGUAUAAGUAAUUUUACGGUUGCGAUUCAAGAUGCGAGAACAAAGGCUACCUCGAGAAAUUCCACAGGUGUUUGUGGGGGUAUGUCAUUCAAUGAUAUACCAAGCCAGUGUGCAGGGUCAAUACUUCUUGGGUCUGUUGCUCAAAACAUCACAUCAAAUCAAACUGAUGGUUCAGCUUGGAUGUAUGAAUCCAGUGAUCCCCAUGAUUCGACCAACUUGACCUUUUACGAGGAAGCAGUUACGAAAAUUUGGCCAAUGAUGCUGAUUCAAAGUCCGAGCGCUGAUGCCAAUGGAGGGGCGGGGUUCACGCAUGCUGAAUUAAGUUGUCUGAGGGCGGAGAAUGUUACUAGUGGAAGCAAGGAGGUUGAUGGUGUUCCUGGGGCCGGAAAUAGAUUGGCUCUUGGUGGAUGGGCAUUAUUGCUCGUGACAGGCGCUAUGGGGCUUUUGAUGUAAGCAGCAGCGGAUCAUAAGUAAAUCAUAAUAAAUUUCAAGCUUUAUAAAUAACUUCAGCCACGACGGGG
Molecule: messenger RNA, 1603 nt
Organism: Botrytis byssoidea
Lineage: Eukaryota; Fungi; Ascomycota; Leotiomycetes; Helotiales; Sclerotiniaceae
Exons: 2
Coding region: 663-1535 (290 amino acids)
Source: RefSeq, a predicted model, not a curated record